Molecule: messenger RNA, 1655 nt
Organism: Passer montanus (Eurasian tree sparrow)
Lineage: Eukaryota; Metazoa; Chordata; Aves; Passeriformes; Passeridae
Gene: MDFI
Product: MyoD family inhibitor
Exons: 3
Coding region: 16-696 (226 amino acids)
Source: RefSeq, a predicted model, not a curated record
CUACGUGCCACGGGGAUGCGGCUCGGGAAUCAGAGCCCGACCCCAAAAUUUGACCCCAAAAUUUCUCUUGCAGAGGUUCCUGAGCCCUCGCUCCCCGUCCCAAGGCAGAUCCCAGCGGAUCCCCGGUGCCCCGCGGUGCCGAAGAAGGACAAAGCCCUGGAAGGGGACAAAUCCCCGGUGACAGUGCUGCCCAAAGGCCCCCGGACCGAGGCUGUGACAUGCCAGCCCCAGGUGCGACCACCCCCGCAGCCCCCCGGGCCCUGCACGCAGCUGCUGCCCAACGGCGAGGCGGGCAACGGGAGCUGCCGGGCCGCGCCCGGCGCGCAGAAACCGCCGCGGAAGCUGCAGCCGCCCCACUCCAUCAACAGCCAGAGCAGCAAGAAGAGCAAGGGCAGCUCCAAGUCGCCCUCUUCACACAUCCCCAUUGAGGCGCAGGAAGACUGCUGCGUCCACUGCAUCCUCUCCUGCCUCUUCUGCGAGUUCCUGACCCUCUGCAACAUCGUGCUGGACUGCGCCACCUGCGGCUCCUGCACCUCCGAGGACUCCUGCAUCUGCUGCUGCUGCUGCAACUCGGGCGAGUGCGCGGACUGCGACCUGCCCUGCGACAUGGACUGCGGCAUCAUCGACGCCUGCUGCGAGUCCGCCGACUGCCUGGAGAUCUGCAUGGAGUGCUGCGGGCUCUGCUUCUCCUCCUGAGGGGCCCUGCUGGGGGGGGACCCGCACGGGACCCCCCGGGCUGUCCCACAGCGGGCGAGGAGCCAGCCGGUCUGGGAGGAGGAGGAGGAGGAGGAAGAGAGCGAAUCCCCCGCUGGAAUCCUCGUCCUUGGAGCCGUGUCCUGCCCAGGGAAGGGUGACCCCAGGGGGCUGCGGGGGCUCUGGGGGUGUCCUGGCCUGCUCUACCUCUGCCAGCACUGGGGGGCACCCCGGGAGCCUCCUGCCACCUGAGCCGAGAGCAGGAGAGCUUGUCACACAGAGCCAGCCCAGAACUGGGGACAGCCCAUCCUGCAGAGCCACCCCAGCCUUAGGGACAGCUGUCACACAGAGCCACCCCAGCCUGGGGGACACCCAGUCCCACAAAGCCAGCCCAGCCUUGGGGACAGCCCGUCCUCCAGAGCUACCCCGGGUCUUGGCCUUGGGGACACCCUAUCCCAUAGGGCCACCCCAGCUCCUGGGCGGGGAGCCGUCACACAGAGUCCCCUCAGCCUUGGGGACACCUGUCCUGCAGACCCACCCCAGCACUGGGGACACCCAGUCCCACAGAGCCACCCCAGCUCCUGGCGUUGGGGACAGCCCAUCCUGCUGCCACCACCCCAGGACACUCCAGGGGUUACAGGGGUGGCACGGAGCAGGGACAUCACCCAGGCUGGGUGACCCAUGGGCACUGGGACACGCUGGAGCCUCCAGCCCUCUGCGUGGUCCCCAGCUGGGGGACACGUCCUGCCAGGCCCCUGCCCCCGGUGCCCAAGUGCAAUACCCACAGAAGCUUUUCCUGCAGCUGUGCCAAGCUCUGUGUGUCCCCCAUGUGUCCCCCGUGUGUCCCAGUCAUGGUGGGGCAGGAUGGCGUGGCUUGGUUGGUGCCAAAUGACCCCCAGCAGUUGCUGGCCCCAUCCUGGGGACAGAGGUGGGGGUGGCAGACACCCCUCAGAUGGGCUGGG